Molecule: messenger RNA, 2529 nt
Organism: Bactrocera tryoni
Lineage: Eukaryota; Metazoa; Arthropoda; Insecta; Diptera; Tephritidae
Exons: 9
Coding region: 52-2505 (817 amino acids)
Source: RefSeq, a predicted model, not a curated record
CCACAGUACAGUGGCACCGUAAGGCUAACGGUAACGGAGUAACUGUAAAAAAUGUCCAAUCAUUUGUUCUUUUUGAGUUUAGCGGAUAUCUUCUCGGUUUAUCCAACGAUUUUUAAAGAACUAGUUAGCACACGCGAGAGUCAAACACUUAUCUAUUUACCGAGUGAUGCUGACUGGCAGGAGCGCAUGUAUUACCGGCUCUUGGAGGUUCAGAAGCGCGUCAACGAAGCCGUCGAUAGUGGAGUUGAGGUCGACUAUGUCGCUGUGCGCAAAGACACACAUUCGUUCGACCAUCUGUCAAGCGCUUUAAAUAUAUCUCCAAAAAUCUCACCUAACGUUUCGCCAAAUGGUUUCUAUAAAACGCAGAAAAAGAAAUGCCAACAAAUUCGUGGCAAAUCAUUAAAAAACAAGAGUAAGUUUUGGAAUUUAAAAACUAUUGCUCUUGCUGCAAAACUACUCGCAAAGGCACCGAAGAAAGUACAGUUCGAAAAUGAACAUGAAAUGAGGAAAGUCUAUUCACUGAUAUAUGAUGUCUUUCGAUAUAAAGUCGUCCUUUCAAAUUCCCUCAAUGAUAUUAAUUUUUAUGAACAAUUUCCAGAGUGUAAAAGUGACGAGAACCGCAUUUGGUUAAUGUUUUACGAAUUACUCAGACGAAACUUUAAGCAACGUUUUUCUGAAGAAAUCGACUUGCAGUAUCAAUUAUUUCGCGAAUCAGAUGUAGAAGAAAUUGCCGAACAUCUGUGGAAGUUUCGAAAACCUUUAGCAGCCUCAGUGGCCCGAAUGAGAAUAAAAUUCAAUGCACUUAGCCUUUCCAAGUUAUUGCCUAUUCACCUACAAAAUGAAAAGGUCGCCAACGCAGCAUCAAACACAAUGGUAACGGGUUGGAUAAAUCCUUUUUUAUUGCGUGAUAAAACUUCAGCUGAUAAAUUUCUACACGAAUGCGGCUAUAUUCUGCAGGAGGAUGAUAACACGCACAUUUUAGAUACAAAUCAUUAUCGCUGGGAUAAUGUUUGUCCACUAUUCGUAUCUUGUGUACCACAAGAUAAGGGCGAGUUCACCAAAUCCAAAAUAGUCACACAGCAUUACUUUGUCAUUCAGGACAAAGCUUUCUCAUAUGGACCAGCCGUUAUGUCCAGACUUCUCGACUACUUUCAAUUGAGCGGUGACAUAUUACAAACGCACAUUUCCUCGCCACGAUCCACAGCAUAUUUAGCUUCACUGUUCCAUUCCGUAAAUCGACUAAACAAUUUUUAUGCUUACGGUGCAGGACUAAAUCUGAAAGAAUAUCGAAAGUUCAUGGAAAUACUUGGCGUCAAUAAUAUACGCAUUUUCGCAGAGUCCUUCACAUCAUUCCCAUUAGAAUCGAAACGUUUCGGCUGUGUCGUCGGUAUUUUCGCCAACCCGCCGAACUCUUUUAGCGCAAUUUCUGAUCCAAUCGAUUUGAUAUGUUCACGUGGCGGUGACUUGAGUAUGUUAGAAGUGCUCACCGAAUCAGAGAUAAGUGAGGAAGGUAAACGUAGAGUCUCACUAAUACUGGAAGAACAACUACUCACACUGCAAUUGGCUAUGUCGAGACCACAAAUACAAUUUUUACUCUAUCAAACGCAUUCAAUUGUUUCAUCGGAGAAUCAGGAUAUGGUCGAUUAUAUUGUGAAACUCGUAAACGAAACAUCGUUAAGAAAGCAUCAAAGUGCCUUUAGGGAACGAAAACGCCUGGAAGCAAUAGCCGAAGCAGAGGUUGCUAAUAUACCAGCUGCAGCAAUGGGUUCGCCGAGGAAACGUGCCCCAAAUGCGCAAGCGGAGGAGAAAGUUAAAGCGCAGUCUCCAACAGAAGCUGGUACGACAAAAUCAGAUGGGAUUGUCGAAGUGAGUGGAGUAGCAGAUGAAAGUGAAGAUAACGUGGUUCUGCCGGACGCCGAUGAAUUUAUGUGCGAAAAUAUACCCGAUAUUUGUAUUAAUCAGGAUGGCUGCAUAAAACAACAUUCAAUUGGUUGCUAUCUUUCAUUAAUUAAAAGAACUAAAAUCACACAAUUGAAUGCCAAAUAUCUAAUAAAGAUGGCAGAGGCGAGAGGGCUCUUCGAUACGGCAGACAAGAGUACCGGGCCAAAAGUAAAGGGCAUUAAAACGCUGGAAACAAAUAUCGAACCGAUUAUAGAAAGCGAAUACUUCAGCAGUCGCAGAGUAGUGAAGCGCAUUAAUAUAGAUCAGUUGAUCUCUCGCUUGAUGACAAAUACAAACUCCAGUAUAAAUCGCAUUGGUAUAAUUAAGGCGUCCAACAUAAGUCAUCCAGUAAAAUUCAAAUUUAAGAGAACGGAGUGCAAACGUUAUAAGACCACAUUGCUAAAUAUCUACCAAAUCUCGAGACAGCGAUCGGGGACGUUCAGAUGUUGGCGCUGUUCAGUUGAAAGUUUGGAAGAAAUUUGUUCAAUAGCAAUUUGUUGUUUACGGCGCAAGGGCUUAAGAAAAUAUCCAUAUCCCUUGCAUAUACAAAAUUUAGAAAUAUGAAGUAAACAAAAAUAAAUGACUUGU